Molecule: messenger RNA, 1311 nt
Organism: Sorghum bicolor (sorghum)
Lineage: Eukaryota; Viridiplantae; Streptophyta; Magnoliopsida; Poales; Poaceae
Product: translation initiation factor IF-2
Exons: 3
Coding region: 1-681 (226 amino acids)
Source: RefSeq, a predicted model, not a curated record
AUGAGAGUCGCGAAAGUAGACAUCUGGAGCAUGCUGGGGCCUGAGGAACCGGAGCUAGAGGAGAUGGAGCCGGGCGACGAACCACACUGGAUGACUGUUAGCCGUUAUCGCAUUCACUGGGACGAACGAUGGUCUGGCUACCACGGCUCAUUUGAGGACACCACCGCGCCAUCACCUACCUCGCCCGCAACCACGGCGCUCGAGCGCCUCGUCACACCACCCCGCGCACUUGUCGCCGUCGAGCCGGCCAAGCAGGAGCCUAGCACGCCCCGCGGCGCCGAGCCCCGUCCCCGCGCACCCGCCGUCGCGACGCCGCGUCCACGACCUCGCCAUGCUGUGGUCGCCAACGCCUCCGUCUCCGUCCACGCCGAGCAGGAGGUCCGCGCCCUCGCCGCGCCGAGCCCCGACCCCGCGACGCCGUCGUCCGCAAGCCGCCACCGCGCCGUGGAAGCUGCGUCCAUGCCGGCCGUGGUGACCGCGACCCCGACCCCGAUGUCGGUCUGCGCCACCACGACGACGCCGUGCUCGUGCCCCGUCGACCUCGUCCCCGGAGCGCGUCCUCGUCAACAACACCAGCGCCGAGCCAUCCACGACGCCGAGCAGCAGCAACGUCGGCCGCGACCCCGAGCAGGAGCCCCGCACGCCACGACGGCCGACCACUGCAGGAAUGUCGCGGCAUGACCACGGGCACGCUGAGCCCGUCCUCCACCAGCUGCCACCCCACGUUUGUGAUGUCGCCCAGAGCAUCACCACUAUGCCGGAGCAGAGGCUUCGCCAUACCAUUUUGCUAGGCUGCGACGUUUCCUAGGUCUUGCUGCCAUGCCAUGGCCAACUUCGGCCUCCAACAGCAAGCCACAGCGGUCCAGGACACGCUGCAGCUAGCCAAGUGCACCUGGGCGCUCUGCGACAAGCCUCGCCUACCCCGCCAUCGUCAAGGUCGACCUUUUUGCACUUAGUUGACGCCCUCCGUGACGUCGGCAAAACCCUUGCCCUUCAUUCUUGUAUCUUGUAUAUACUUGUUAGUUAUCAUCUUUAUCCAUCUAUCUAUACUUGUCGAUACAUGAAUUAUUUAUUCUAUGCCUGUGCCGAGCCUUCGCGCCGGUCUACUCUAUUUAUCUCUUGUGCUAUGGAAAUGUGCUACUCCGAGUUGUCAUCGUGUCUUUAUGUUGUCAGUGGUCGAGUCGUGAUUCUUGUGUGUUUGUCGUUGUCUGUGGACCGUGCCGUCGAGCCGGUUGAGAGAGUGAUAUGUUUGAAUGUUGCGAUCGCGAGUUUGUCUCGCCAUGGCCGUAAUGCCAAGCAUGUCCCUCCUCU